Molecule: messenger RNA, 1579 nt
Organism: Hyaloscypha bicolor E
Lineage: Eukaryota; Fungi; Ascomycota; Leotiomycetes; Helotiales; Hyaloscyphaceae
Exons: 5
Coding region: 171-1181 (336 amino acids)
Source: RefSeq, a predicted model, not a curated record
CUUUCUAUCUCUUCAGGAGAGACCCGCCACUUUUGGAAUUCAUUGUAUACAAAAUACACCUCCCUUCUCAGAUUUAAUUACUCGUUUCCAUUUUUGCUUUCAUACUUUCGAUUUAUUCAAGUUCCGACACACACAAGCACCCUUGACAUCGCACCUCUAAAACACACAAGAUGCCUGACAUUAACACAUUUAAUGGAGCAUCUGCAGAAGAAGGACCAGUGACAGAGAAGCAAUUCGUCACCGAUGGACUCCUUCCCCAAGAGCAAGUCGGUCGACUUCGACCUUCAGACCCGAACCUACCUAUCGAGGAACUACGGGAGCGUCUAGAGAAAGACAACUACCUCUUCCUGAAAGGACUGCUACCUCAACAAGACGUUUUGAAAGCCCGAGAGGAGUAUUUCAAAUUCUUGUCGCCAAGUGGUGUCCUCAAACCCGGCACUGAGCCAGUCGAGGGCAUUUUCGACCUGGGUAAAGACAUUGCCGGCUUCCCCGGGAUAGGUGCUGGAGAGACCGGUGAGAAUGGACGACCUGGGGGCAACCAAGCAGCUGUGUUCGUUGAUCUCGCCUUGCAAGCACACACCGAAGACUGGUAUGCAGAAGAUUUCUGCAAGCAUCCUGCCCUGAGCAGCUUCAUCGCAAAGCUCACCGGAUGGGGUGAUAACACCAUGAUGUUCCGAAGGUCAUUGCUCAGGAACAAUAUCCCUGGUGCACAUGCCAUCGGCGUCCAUUAUGACCAGAUAUUUUUGAGACACGGGGACAUCUCUAAUAUCACAGCGUGGUGCCCGAUGGGAGAUAUAAAGCUUACAGGUGGCGGCUUGAUAUACCUCGAGGACAGUAAACUGAUUGGCCAAGAGAUCGAAGCUGAGUUCUUUCGGAAAGCCGAAAAGGCUGGCUUCACAGAUGAGGAAGCCAAGAACGCAUUCAACAGCAACAUGAUGGCUACAGGACUUCUCUCGGAAAGCCCUUCGGCGUUUGCCACACAGUUCAAUCGACGUUGGCUAGUCAGCUCCUAUGAAGCUGGAGACGUUGUGCUACACGAUGCCUUUGCUAUCCACGCUUCAACAAUAAAUCAUGACCCAGAAGGGGUCAUUAGAUUGGCAACAGAUCUGAGAUUCUGUGAUUCAUCGAGGCCCUAUGACAAGAGAUGGUGUAACUUCUAUCGAGUGGGAGACGGGGUUUAAUAGCUAAUGCCUCUGGAAGUUAGCAGUUUUCUUGACAGCCCAGCCCUGUUCUUGAUGAAAUUGUUUUCGUUUUCGUUUUGGACGUCCCUUGAGGCGCACAAUCACCGGCCAAUCAAAUGUCCUUGGUCAACUGUCAAAAGUGAUCAUCUCUCCCUGUUGCUUUUCCCUGUUUUUCUGCUUCCCAUUCCUUCUCAUCAGCAGGGUUCGGACAUCUUGAACUCCGAAAUUCGCGGUGAAGGUUCUCGGAGUUGGCUAUGUUACACACAGCCCCUCAUUUGUCAAAAGGGGCUUUUAAUGAUUACUGAACCCCUUCGCCUCUUCUUUGCAAAAUAAGCUCGAUCACAGUACAUUUUUUCGAUCACCGGAACUAUGAGACAUCAUGCAAAGGCAUGCGCGCC